CUUUAUUCACCUUUUCAUUUUUUCACCUGCCACACUUACAAAUAAAAUACUUCCUCCGUCCAUGAAAGAACUUUCUAGGAGGGAGUGGCAUGAGUUUUAAGAAAAAAUAUUGUUGAGUGUAUUGAGAGUGGAUAAAAGGUAGUUGAGUGUAUUGAGAGUGGUGAAAAUGUGUUAUAGUAAUUAAUAUUGAGAGUUGUGAAAAGUGAAAAGUAAGAGGAUUAUAAGUGGUGGGGUAUAGUCCAAAAAUAGGUAGAAAGUUCUUUUAUGGACGUUCCAAAAAGGAAAGAUAAGAAAUUCUUUUUUGGACGAAAGUACUAAAUUUUCAAUAUUCGUGCUGAAAGGAAAUUGAUCAAAUUUCGGGAGAAGGAUGAAAUAAAUUUUUGUAAAGUGAUAUGACCAGGUGCAAAUCUCCAACACUUUGGGCACUGUAGAACAGUCUUCUCUCUCACCUCUGGCAGUCUUGGUCGACUCAUCUCUCAAAGAAGGCAACGCCCCUCGAUUGCCUGGCUUUCCCUCCCUCCCCCACGUAGCCUCACACACACAUAUAUAUACCCGCAGAAAUCACAUAACCACCCAUCUCCAAUCCAAUUCACCAAAUCAAAUCCAUCAAUGGGGCUCCAGACCCAGCUCUCCGACUUCUCGUCGGAAUCAUUCCUCAUCCUCAUGGUGAUGCUCGUCGCCAAGGGGGUGAGCUACCUCCACUCCCUAAUCCUCACCUUCCUCUACAACCUCGGCCUCCUCUCGCCGCCGUCGCCGUUCGACGCCGAGGGCCGCGACUUCGUCUCCGCGAUCAACGACGUCGUCGGCUCCGGCCUGGCCAGCCUCCUCGUCCUCUGCGACCAGCUCAGCAUAAACCGGGGCCGAUCCUACCCGAACCGGCCCGAGGAUCAGGACGACGCCGACUGCGUCGUGUGCCUGAACCGGCUCGCACGCGGCGACCACGUGCGCAGGCUCGACUGCCGCCACGUGUUCCACAAGGACUGCUUCGACGGCUGGCUCGAGCACCUCAACUUCAACUGCCCCCUCUGCCGCGCGCGGGUCGUCUCCGACGACUUCGUCGAGUCCACGCGGCGGCGCGUCGCCGGCUAUCUGCACGACUGGUUCCCGCCUCACGGCGCGUGAAUCGCGAAUUUCGCCCCCCUUUUUUUUCUUUUUUUUUUAACCCUAACUUUUUGGAGCUCUUCUUUCUUUAUUCUUUUUCUCUGUUAUAAGGUGGGGGCAAUUUUGACUUCUUACCUCUUUUUUUAGUUGCAUUUCUUUCCUCUUCCUUUUUUUUCCACUUCGAAUUGGGUUUUGCAACUGUUUUUUUUUUUUUUUUCGACUUUGGAGUAUGUUUUACCCUUUUUUACUACUUAUAUUGUAAUGAAUAACUGCUGUUAGUUGUUAACGCCAGUUCACGACAUAAAAUAAUUAAAUCAUGGUUGUUUGAAUUAA
This is a messenger RNA of Salvia miltiorrhiza (redroot sage), 1434 nucleotides long. Its product is annotated as E3 ubiquitin-protein ligase RHA2A-like. The coding region runs from base 610 to 1122 and encodes 170 amino acids. NCBI's taxonomy places the organism in Eukaryota, Viridiplantae, Streptophyta, Magnoliopsida, Lamiales, Lamiaceae. The record is from RefSeq and is a predicted model, not a curated record. The transcript has a single exon.